AUGGCGUUUGCUGGCAUGUCUCUCGUCACCGCUGAGGGCAAGCUGUGCACGUCUACCGUGUCGCCCAUCGACUCCCGCGCGGCCCGCGGCAACUACUACCCUAAUGGCUGUGACUACCAGUGGGACGGUUGGGUAUCGGUUUCUAUUGGCCUUGAGGACGACGAAGAUGAUGACGCUGACGAUGAUGAGCAAAAGCAGCCCGUGAAGGUCCGGCUUGCCAUCUGUUUGAUCGACCAAUUUCAGUGGCAAGAGUCAGUAUACAUCCAUGAAUGUGAAACAGAAGAUUUUGUUCUCAAUUCUGUAAUCUGCGAUAAAGAUUUCAUAAGAAGAUCUACGUUGGAAAGAUCUUCGUAUCUCAAGGAUGACAGCUUCAUAAUCCGUUUCGACGUUAGCGUACUUGACGUCAAGGCCGACGUCAACACGGAGGUUGGCGCUACCACCAUCGUUUCUCGGUUCAUCCAAGUCCCUCCUUCCGACCUGGCAAUCCACUUCAGGCCUUGCCUCAAGGAUCUCCUCAUGUCCAAGGAGGGUGCUGACGUGACGUUUGAGGUUGGCGGCGAAGCAUUUGCUGCGCAUCAAUGUGUGCUUGCAGCGCGAUCUAUGGCAUUCAAGUCACAGCUGUUUGGUGACACUCCUGGUGGUGCUACUGUGAAGAUCGAUGGUAUAGAAGCAGAAGUGUUUAAGAGCAUGCUAACUUUCAUCUACACCGACACAUUGCCUGUACCUGACUGGAAUAAAAUACAAGUGUGGACACCAGAGGGAGCCCCAAAAGCAGUCCAACAUGUAAUGUGGCUGCUGCAGUUGCUUGAAGCUGCGGAGAGAUAUGAUCUCCAUAGGCUCAAGUUGAUCUGCCAAGACGAGUUGGGCACCAGCAUUCAGCUGAAGACGGUAGCGGACAUCAUUGUUGGAGCUGAGCGGGGACAUUACCGUUGGUUGAAGGAAGAGUGCUUGGAGUUCAUCAAAUCUAACACAACCGUGCACAAAGUUUUCACAGCUGAGGAGAUUGAGCAGAUCGUCAAAACCUGCAGCGCCUCCGUUCUCAACAAGCUCCUCUCCAAGUUUGCUUCCUAA
This is a messenger RNA of Triticum dicoccoides, 1071 nucleotides long. RefSeq names its product BTB/POZ and MATH domain-containing protein 3-like. The transcript has 3 exons. Gene Ontology annotation, molecular function: protein binding. Gene Ontology annotation, biological process: protein ubiquitination. The record is from RefSeq and is a predicted model, not a curated record. Lineage: Eukaryota; Viridiplantae; Streptophyta; Magnoliopsida; Poales; Poaceae. The coding region runs from base 1 to 1071 and encodes 356 amino acids.